CGGCUGUGAGCUGUGGCAGGAAGCUCCGGCCCCGCCGCUGGUUCGCACUUCACCAGUGCAGCUCUGAGUGUUUUGGUUUCCUGUCCUCCAGACCCCGUCGUGUCCCCUCCGCCUGCCGCGUGUCCUCCCGACUCCUCCACGCCAUGGAGGAUGAGGAUGGCUACAUGGCCUUGGACAGGCGAUGCAAGCGGGGUGCUGUGGAGAAGCCGGGACCCCUCCAGGACGCAGGACCUGCCACGAAAGACCCCGAGACGGGGUUUGCCCCAUGGUGGAUUCACAUCCCCAAGCAAUCCCCCCGCUGUCUCCUCGGGGCCUUGAUGACCGUUCUGGUGCUGUCCUUUGUGAUAUGCGUGUCUUGGCUGCUGGUGGAGAGGCAACGGCCCCCGGGGGCCGUGGGGUGCAGGAACGCGUCGCAGGGACAAAGCUUUGCCACCCUGGACUGCACCCACCUGGGGCUGAGAUCGAGCCUGUGCCCCCCCGGAGACGGUGGGGGCUGCAAGCUCUGUCCCGUGGGGUGGACGCUGCAUGGGAGCAAGUGUUUUUGGGUCGCCAGCAAGAGCAGCUCCUGGAGGGAGAGCCGGGAGAACUGCAGCCGUCAGAGCGCCCAGCUGCUGGUGCCAGAGGACCAGGGCGAGCUGGACUUCCUAAAUCGAGUCAUACAGAAACCCACGCGCUACUUCUGGGUCGGCCUCUCCCAGCCCUCCGUGGGGAUGGGUUGGACCUGGCUGGAUGGCUCCCGCCUGGACCGGAGCCGGUUCAACCUGAGCACCCUGAACGCCAGCGGAGCCUGCGGGGCGCUGAGGGAGGACAGGAUCAUCUCCGAAACCUGCGGCUCUGCCUUGGCGUGGAUCUGCCAGAAAGAGGCCGUCCUGCUCUGAGCAGGGCAGAAAUUGGGCGGCGACUUGGAAAAAAAAAAAAAAAAAAAAGAACAAAAAAAAUCCACUUUGCUUUCAAAAUAAAGUCUCACCCCUGUGGGCUUUGUGUUCUCUGCUAGGGCUGCUGUAAUUUCAGCAUGCAAGGGAUAUUUUGGAAGGGAUGGCUGGUGUGAAGAGGGGGAAAUGAGGUUCUGGGAUUUUGGGGGACGCAGGUGAAAAGGCAGGUGAAAAGGCAGCUUUUUUCUUUUUUUUUUCUUUUUUUCCAGAAAUCCUCUGAAAACGUCGGCUUGUGCAACCCCGACCCUGUGAGCUCCAGAGGAGCUGGAGCUCAUCCCACCUGCAGAAUAAAUGCCUUUUUUUCUUUCUGUAGCCCUUGGCCACCUUCUUCUCGUUGUGGCUGGUGGUUUAUAGGAUUGGGGUUGCGCAGGCUAAUGUUUUCACAGGGUUUCUGGCAAAAAAAAUCCCCAGGGGUAUAAACCACAAUGAAUGGUUCUCUGGCGCUGAAGCACUAUGAUUCAUUUUCUGUGCUUUGAGGUGGCAACUCAU
Molecule: messenger RNA, 1421 nt
Organism: Cygnus olor (mute swan)
Lineage: Eukaryota; Metazoa; Chordata; Aves; Anseriformes; Anatidae
Product: killer cell lectin-like receptor subfamily F member 1
Exons: 6
Coding region: 144-878 (244 amino acids)
Source: RefSeq, a predicted model, not a curated record